This is a messenger RNA of Danaus plexippus (monarch butterfly), 560 nucleotides long. RefSeq lists its product as uncharacterized. NCBI's taxonomy places the organism in Eukaryota, Metazoa, Arthropoda, Insecta, Lepidoptera, Nymphalidae. The record is from RefSeq and is a predicted model, not a curated record. The transcript has 4 exons. The coding region runs from base 73 to 480 and encodes 135 amino acids.
UAGGUAUAAAAGGUGCGCGAGCGCAUUAAUUGGCCAGACUACAUUUUUACUUCAGUAGCAACAGUCAGAAACAUGCGCUGCCUAUCUUUCUUCGCCCUUAUCGCUGUAGUAGCUGCCAAGCCAGCGCCAGGUUUGCUCUCAGGACUGGACUACGGCUCCUACGGCUUAGACCACGGAGCAUCGUUAAGCUUAGAACACGCUGCUCCCCUUCAGUUGAUUCACUCUGCCCCAGUGAUCCAGGCUGCUCCAGUCAUCCACUCUGCCCCAGUCAUACACGCUGCUCCAAUCGCUGUUGCUAAAUCACAAGCCACAAGCUAUUCUUCCUUCCAAAGGGUGAUCCACCCAGUGGCGCAUAAGAUCGUGCAAGCUGCCCCUGUGGUCCAGGCCACUAAGAUCAUUCAAGCCUCUCCCAUAAUCCACUCAGCGCCCAUCCUCUCCCUGGAUUCUCAUGGCCCCAUCUCUUACGGUCAUGGUUGGUAAAGGGGUCUAAUAAUAUAAGUAACUAUGUAUUGUCUGUUAGCGCGUUGAGAUCAUGCCCGAUAUGUCGGGGUGGUGCAAAU